AUGGCGUGGCCGAGAGACGCGCAAGAUGUAAACGAGUCAACUGCGCGGACGCCAGCUAGACCGACUGGACUGUCACACAAUGACGUACACGGCGGUAAUAUCAUGUUCGGGUCGUUUAUGGACCACCCCGAGCAUGGUAGGACCCCUAUCUUGAAGCUAUUGGAUUUUGGACUGGCAACGCGCAUUUCUUCAUACCACGACGAUGGGACAGGAGAGCAACGAAAUAUUUUGGACAUAGGCAUAAUGAUGGCUACGAUUAUCGGACUUCAAACUGACAGAAAAUACACGGGAGAAGAAAUCGAAGUCGAUCUAUCCGCGCUUAACCGUUCUGAAAUUGUGCUGUCGCCGGCCUCCAAUCUAUUAGAAGACAGAGAUAUGGGUACCCCAGAUCCGUUUCCACAGGUUGAUCUACACCUUCGACUUAUCACCGCCGCAUGCAUGGCUAGUGACCCCGGCGAGCGUCCAAGUCUGGCUGAGCUAGAGAAUUGGGUUGUUAAUGGGAUCUCCUAUGGUGCGGACAAGUACGGUAAUAUAACCCUUGAGAGAGACAAUACUAUACGCAAAAUUGUGCAGCAAUUCAUAUUUAACGCUUGA
This is a messenger RNA of Annulohypoxylon truncatum, 594 nucleotides long. RefSeq lists its product as uncharacterized. The record is from RefSeq and is a predicted model, not a curated record. The coding region runs from base 1 to 594 and encodes 197 amino acids. The transcript is spliced from 4 exons. Gene Ontology annotation, biological process: protein phosphorylation. Gene Ontology annotation, molecular function: ATP binding; protein kinase activity. Lineage: Eukaryota; Fungi; Ascomycota; Sordariomycetes; Xylariales; Hypoxylaceae.